UGCAGCAAGACAAUCAAGACGAGGGGCAGAGUGACAUCAAGCAAGACAAAGGAGAAACAGUAAUGUUUCAGGCCAUGACAGAAAACAUGUUUCCGCUGCGCUGACAGUAGAUGCACUAGCUCUAGGACUGCAUUGCUGCUGAGAUGUUGCAGAACAAUGGCGGCAGCAGAUUUGGGCGCGUCCAGGAGCCCGAAUUUGAGCUCCGGGCCCCCCACUCGUGGUGAUCUUCGGCUCGUGGGCAAGACCCUCAGAAGACUGGAUAAACUCCAACAGCUGUGCAGUACCCCUCGGCUUGGACUGAGAAAUAGUCCGCCAUACCUACCACAGCUGCUGUCAGAGACCUCAGUGCUGCUCAUCCAGGUCUGGGAGCCUUUCCAAGGCUUCAGGCAGGCAGGUGGACAGGUGCCACACGGAGACGAGGCAGAGUACCUGAGGAUCCAUAUCAAAAACCUCUUUGAUAAGACAGAGCGGGCUCUACUGCUGUUUAAAGAAGGACGGAGGAAGAUAUAUGAAGAGACUUCAACUUACAGGAGGAAUUUGACCAAGCUGACUUUGUUGUUCAGUCACAUGCUGUGGGAGCUGAAGGCCUUUUAUCCAGGAGGAUGUUUUCAGGGUGACAAAUACAGGGUGGCGUUAUCUGCAGCUGAGGACUUUUGGAGGGAGUCAUUUGGCGACAAGUGUAUAGUGCAGUGGAAUACCUUUAAAGAACAGCUGAGAAAUGUACAUCCAUUUGAGGAAGGGAUGGAAUCUAUGGCUCUGAAGUCAACCAUUGACUUAACUUGCAACGAUCACAUCUCUGUGUUUGAGUUUGAUGUUUUCACACGACUGUUUCAGCCGUGGAGGACUCUUUUAAUGAACUGGAACCAGCUGGCCGUGACUCAUCCAGGCUACAUGGCCUUCCUCACCUAUGACCAGGUUAUAGCUCGUCUGGAACACUACCUGCACAGACCUGGGAGCUAUAUCUUUCGUCUGAGCUGUACAAAAAUGGGAGAGUGGGCUAUUGGCCACGUGACAUUUGAUGGUGCCAUCAUCCAGACUAUCCCGGAGGACAUACCUCUCUACCAAGCUCUGAUUCAAGGCUUCAAUCAGGGCUGCUACUUGUACCCAGAUGGCCGGGAUGUGAACCCUGACUUGAAAAGCUUGUGUGAACCAGCCAGCAGAGGAAAAGUUAAAGUUACAGAAGAACAGUAUGAGCUUUACUGUGAGAUCGGCAGCACCUACCAGCUAUGUAAGAUAUGCACAGAGAGGGAUAAAGACACCCGGAUUCAGCCCUGUGGCCAUCUCCUGUGCCAAACCUGCCUCACAGGCUGGCAGCAGAAGUCAGCUGGCCAAACCUGCCCAUACUGCCGCUGCGACAUCAGAGGAACAGAGUCCAUCCUCCUGGAGCCGUACGUGCCAGUCAGCGAUCAGGUGCUGGUGGAGGAGGGCGAUGAUGACGACGACGAAGAGGAUCAUGUGGAUAUUGAAGAAAUGGUAAAGGAAAUAGCUGCCCUGAGGAAGUUUUCCAGUUUGGACUUCCAGUAUCCCAGCUCUCACAUUAGCGCUCCACCUUUACCCCCUAAAAAUAAUACAAUGCCACGCUGUCCCUCUCCCUCCGUCCAGUCUCAGACGUCUGAAAUUAAGACACUGCCCAAACACUCCAACUCUUAUUCGCCUCAAAGUAGCAGUGAAACGGAAAGGUACAGAAAACAGACAAACAGUUGUCGAACGGAGGGUUUACGCGGCAGUGAAGAGGAAUAUGCUGGUGAGCUGAGACCACGCCCUUUCUCUCACAGCGUGGAACACCUGAGAGAAGCAAACUUUCCUUCCUCCUCUCAGAGAGCUGACGACAGUGGAGUACCCUGGCUCGGACCCAACAUCCCUGUAAUGGAGAGAAGACAUAAGGAAAAGGAGAUGAGCAGACCAGGGCUCAGAAAAGACAAGUACGCUCAGGGAGAGAUGAAGAGAACAAUGUCAUCCUGAGUGACAAACAACAUGUAGAGUCAAUAGACUUAAUUUCAUCCAAGAAAUCAGCCUUUGUUGAAUGUAAAAAAUAAUAUUUAAUGCUGCAAACUACCAUGUGCAUGCUGCACUGCUGAAAAUGAGUGGAGUGUUUGGGACUAACAGAAAAAUUGCCCACUGUGGCCUCCUACUGUUUGAUAAUUGCACUGCCAUUAGCAACACGGUAGGUUCAGUACUAAUUCCUAAAUAUAGUGUCACAUUAGAUCUUCUUUGGAGUUAAAGUAUUUACUGACACUCUGAAACAGAAAUUAAGGAGAGGCUUAAUAAUUGACAAUGUGAUUUUUAUUAAAUAAUAGAAAAACCCUACCUCUUUCUUUAAUCUAUAACAUAAGUUUGUUCUUGUAAAUGUUAUAAGAGUAGAGAAGGGCCUCUAUAUUGAUAAAGCAGUUGUAACCCUUUGAAAACAGCAGAUAAAUAACAUUACAGUCAUUCAGUUUUACAUAAAAGUGUUUCACAAUUUCUUCAGAUAUGAUAUUUGACCUACAUGCAGAAGACAUGCUGCAUGUGUACUUUAACCAGACUUGUUGAACAUUUAUUUCUCUCUCCCCGUCACUCCAAAUAAGGGUCUUUGAGUAUGUGUGAGUGUUAAGGUGCUGCAGGAUAUUGCUAAGCAAGCUGUAUCAAGUACCUCCAAGACAGAGUCACAGAAAGACCCUUUCUCUGGAAGGGCAAAAGCAAAGAUGCAUCACAGAGGAACAUUUCAGUCUAAGAAUGAGAGAGAGCGUUAUUAUGUACAGGUUAUUGCUGUUUAGGUCAUUCUCUAGUGAACAGAGUAACUUGGAAAGAUGCAUGAGAAACAUGCACAGUUUGUGUGACUUCAGGCAGUUCAGACGUGAACUAUAUUGAAAGUGAUAUGUAAGUGUUACUAUAUCUGACAUAGAAGGAUUACCAUCAAAACUGUACAGGAAAUGAUAAAUGCUGAAUUGAUCCAGACAUAAAGUGAUACAUUAAAAGGCGGUCAGAAUAAUGUGAAGGCGCUUUAUUUACAUCUGUAACUGAUUAUAAAUACAGUAACCUGUAACUGAUGCAUUUUUGGUCUUCAAGUUUUAUUUGAUGUUCUUUUUUCCAUUAAAUACAAACAGACCAAUCAAAAAA
Molecule: messenger RNA, 3096 nt
Organism: Maylandia zebra (zebra mbuna)
Lineage: Eukaryota; Metazoa; Chordata; Actinopteri; Cichliformes; Cichlidae
Gene: cblc
Product: Cbl proto-oncogene C, E3 ubiquitin protein ligase
Biological process (GO): negative regulation of epidermal growth factor-activated receptor activity; cell surface receptor signaling pathway
Cellular component (GO): membrane raft; plasma membrane
Molecular function (GO): phosphotyrosine residue binding; ubiquitin protein ligase activity; SH3 domain binding
Source: RefSeq, a predicted model, not a curated record